AACAGGAUAUAUUGUCAUUCUUCACAUCAAUUUUAGGGAUUCGGAAUACCUGGAUUUUGGGAUAGAGAAAUUGGAGAAGAAGAACCGGAAUUCAGCUCUGCUCUAUUCCUUUUCCGGUCGAAGAGCUUUGAUUACGCCGUCCCACAGGCGGAGGUUUCGGCAAGAGGAUAAGGUGAUGGCGGCGAGGCUUCUGGACCGGUGGGGAUAGAAAUUUUAACCGCCUAUAUUACUUUAAAAAUAAAAAUGCUAAGGACCACCGCCGGCCUAGGGUAAAAUAGUCGAUAGCAGAGAAGGAGGUAGAACCGAGAGAGCGUCGGAGGAGAACCCACCACCGACCACCCAACCCACAGCCAUGGGUAAAGAUUCGCUUGGGGAAAUUGACUGCCUUAGCCUAGGGCUGAAGUCGGACUGCGAAUAUGGGUGCAGAUUUUUCUGACUUCAUUGACAUGAAGGUCUUCUUUUGUUUUUAUUCAUCUAUAAAAAAGCAAUCGCGCGGGGUCACAAUGAGAAGUGCAGACUUGAGAAAAUAACAGAUAUGAAAAAACAACAAAGAGUUGAUAUGAAAAACUUGUGCCAAAUAUGUUGGACAAAAUGUGUAAUGACAAACUUGAAGAUCUUCACCAAAGGAUGUGUUUCGUUUUCAUUUGUUGGACACGAAUUUUCCAGGAGAAGAAAAAGCAAUUUUUCUAUUACAUUGAGGAGCUAAUGAAGAACAAAUCACAGGAACUGUAAACUACAGUUUUAUCUCUUCAACAACAAUCGCUCACCUUCUAUCCCACAUUACGCGCGAUCAAUCUGACGAUAUCGCAUUCAAGCAAUCCUAGAUCUACCAGAGAAGGGAUGAUGCACUGGGCCUUCAAAAUAACAAAGCAGAUUGGCAAUAUUGAAAAAGGAGGACAAGUACUUUAGGUCUCAUCCUCCACUUUUGUUAUUAGGAGCAAGAUGUAGGCUCGUGUUCUACACUUCUACAAGUUAAGAUAGAAGUUCAUGCAUAUUUUCAUGGUUCAUUUGUUACAAUAAUAUACGGAGUAAACUUUUGAUGUUGUUUUUAAUUCAAUUUCUUUAAUUUUUAGACCGACAUUGAUGAAUUGAAAUACAUUGUAACCCACAAUGUCAAAUUUUUCUUAGAGUAAUGGAGUGAUUAUUUAAUGAAAAAAUUUAGAACACGUUAGAUAUGAUAUUUUUCACAUUACUUUGUGCCUGUUUGGGAAUAACAUUGUCCCAGAUCACCAGGCCCGCCGCCCAUGAGGAUGUUCAUGAGGGAGAAUGGUGGACUUUAUCUACUGAUGGAUCGUCAGCUGCAAAGGCUUGCGGUGGGGGCGUGGUAAUCCAAUCACCGGAAGGAUUCCGCUCCUAUCAUGCAAUAAAAUUCCAGUUCAAGGUGUCCAACAACGAAGCCGAAUAUGAAGCAUUACUGAGCGGACUGAGAAUCAUCCUCAACCUGAAGGCCGAAUACGUUAGGAUCAGGUGCGAUUCGCGCCUGGUCGUCAGUCAAAUCAAAGGGGAGUUCGACACCAAGGAGGAACGGAUGCGCCUAUACAAGGAGGCGGCCUUAGAGUUGCUCAAAGUCCUCAAAGGAUACGAGCUGGUGCAGAUCCCGAGGGCGGAAAACACCGAGGCUGACGUUCUCUCCAAACUGAGCAACGACAGCCCCGAACAUAUCUCCAAGAUGGCUCACAUUGAAGACUUGGGAACCCCAAGCAUCCACAUACAGCUCAUCUCUGUUGUCACCGAGGAGGUCAACGGCUGGAUCGCGGAGCUAAUCCGGUAUAAGAAGGAUGGGAUUCUCCCGGGCGAUGAGACGACGGCCCGUUUGAUCAAACAGAGGGCGCCGACGUACGUCGUUGAGAAUGGCCGACUAUACAAGAGAUCGUACAAUGGCACAUUGCUAAGGUGUGUUGAUGAAGCCAGAGCGGGGCAAAUCAUGGAAGAAGUGCAUGAGGGAGUAUGCGCAGCACAUCAAGGUCCUUUCUCCAUGGCAAGACGCAUUGUCCUGCAGGGAUACUUCUGGCCGACCAUGGUGAAGGACUAUGCCAAGCACGCCAAGCGUUGCAAAGUAUGCCAAGUUUUUCAGAACAUUCCGGGUAGACCAGGAACCAGCUAUCAUCCCAUCAGCUCAUCGAUUCCCUUUGCUCAUUGGGGGAUAGACUUGAUCGGAUUGAUGCCGAGGGCACCCGGUAACUUCCGUUGGAUCAUCGUGGCCAUCGAUUAUUUUACGAAGUGGAUCGAGGCCGAGCCUUUAGUGGGAGGAACCUCAGAACAAUGCUCAAAAUUUGUGAACAACAACAUACUCUACCGGUACGGUGUUCCAAAGCAGAUCACUACGGACAACGGAACCCAAUUCGAGGCCGGAGAUUUCAAUGAACUCCUGGGAGAUUGGAAAAUCAGGCACACCUACAGCUCUGUGGCCUACCCGCAGGGGAACGGCCAAGUAAAAAACGCCAAUCGAACAAUCAUGGAUGGGAUCAAGAAGAGGCUGGAAUCUUACAAAGGAGCCUGGGUGGACCAGCUUCCCAACGUGCUGUGGGCAUACCGCACAACUCCGAGGAGGGCGACAGGGGAAACACCGUUUUCCAUGUGCUACGGUCUGGAAGCAAGAGCACCCUCGGAAGUGUUCAUUCCAACAUGGAGAGAGGAGAACUAUGAAGCCAAGGAGAACGAGGAAACCAUGGCGGCCGAUCUCAACUUCGUUGAAGAACGCCGGGAGCAAGCUUUCCUCAAAGCAGAAAACUACCGAAGGCAAGUAAAAGAAUACUACGACCGCAAAGUCAGAGCAAGGGAAUUCCGAGUAGGGGAUUUGGUACUCAGGAAAAGGGAAGACAGUCAGCCUACAGAAGGAGGAAAGUUUUCCAAAAGCUACGAAGGACCAUAUAAGGUCACAGCCGUACUCAGGCCUGGCACCUACAAGCUCGCCACGCUCGAAGGGCGCGAACUCGGCAGGCACUGGAAUACGCACAAUCUCAUUUCUUUUUACAUGUAAGGCACUGAGAACCGUAACCAGUCGGCCUCGGUAGCUAAAAAAAAAAUAUUCUUCAAUGAGAUACUCGCUUCCACGCGAAUUCUGUUUUGCU
This is a messenger RNA of Cuscuta campestris, 3071 nucleotides long. The record is from the annotation of a GenBank genome assembly. NCBI's taxonomy places the organism in Eukaryota, Viridiplantae, Streptophyta, Magnoliopsida, Solanales, Convolvulaceae.